Molecule: messenger RNA, 2206 nt
Organism: Cyprinodon variegatus (sheepshead minnow)
Lineage: Eukaryota; Metazoa; Chordata; Actinopteri; Cyprinodontiformes; Cyprinodontidae
Gene: hmgcs1
Product: hydroxymethylglutaryl-CoA synthase, cytoplasmic-like
Exons: 10
Coding region: 234-1781 (515 amino acids)
Biological process (GO): acetyl-CoA metabolic process
Molecular function (GO): hydroxymethylglutaryl-CoA synthase activity
Source: RefSeq, a predicted model, not a curated record
GUCUGAAGCCACUGAACCGCUACUAGUUUUAAUUAAUACAUGCUUUAUUACGUGACGUGUGUGGGGGGGCGCGCGCCACCGCGUGGGUUAAUAGAUGAUUAGUUAUUGAUCAGUCGGGUUGACCUUUAGUAACCGGAUUAAGUUCCUUUAAGUCCCGGUGCCCUUUCACCCACUUUAUUCAGCUGUCCCGGUCCAGUUCAGCCGCUCCGGGACCGCCGGACUGUGACUGACGGAUGCCAGGCUCCGCCUCCAGUAGCUGCUUAGGGCCGUGGCCCAAAGAUGUGGGGGUCAUCGCCAUGGAGCUGUACUUCCCAUCCCAGUAUGUGGACCAGGCCGAGCUGGAGCGCUUUGAUGGCGUGGCGGCGGGGAAGUACACGGUGGGACUGGGACAGGUCCGGAUGGGGUUCUGCUCGGACCGCGAGGACAUCAACUCCCUGUGUCUGACGGUGGUCCAGAGGCUGAUGGAGCGGAGCGGCCUGUCCUACGACUGCAUCGGCCGGCUGGAGGUCGGCACCGAGACCAUCGUCGACAAGUCCAAGUCCGUCAAGACGGUCCUCAUGCAGCUGUUCGAGGACUCGGGCAACACGGACGUGGAGGGCAUCGACACCACCAACGCCUGCUACGGCGGCACCGCCGCCCUCUUCAACGCCGUGAACUGGGUGGAGUCCAGUUCGUGGGACGGACGCUACGCCCUGGUCGUUGCAGGUGACAUCGCCGUCUACGCAACAGGAAGCGCUCGGCCUACAGGGGGCGCCGGAGCGGUGGCCAUGCUGGUCGGGCCGAACGCGCCUUUGGCCUUUGAAAGAGGUCUGCGGGGAACGCACAUGCAGCACGCGUACGACUUCUACAAACCCGACAUGGUGUCCGAGUACCCGGUGGUGGACGGGAAGCUGUCCAUCCAGUGCUACCUGAGCGCCUUGGACCGCUGCUACGCCGUAUACCGCAACAAGAUCCACGCCCAGUGGCAGAGAGAUGGUUCUGAUAAGCUUUUCAGCCUGGAGGACUUUGGGUUCCUGGUCUUCCACUCUCCGUACUGUAAGCUGGUCCAGAAGUCUCUGGCCCGUCUGAUGCUGAACGACUUUCUGAACCACCCCAGCCCCGACACCGAGACGGGUCACUUCGCGGGUCUGGACUCCUUCAGAGGCGUGAAGCCGGAGGAGACGUACUUCGACAGAGACGUGGAGAAGGCCUUCAUGGCGGCCAGCGCCCAGCUGUUCCAGAGGAAGACGGCGCCGUCGCUGCUGCUGUCCAGUCAGAACGGGAACAUGUACACGCCGUCCGUGUACGGCUGCCUGGCCUCGCUCAUAGCCCAACACACAGCGUCUCAGCUGGCGGGUCAGCGCAUCGGACUCUUCUCCUACGGCUCGGGUUUCGCCGCCACCCUCUUCUCCCUCAGGGUCAGUCAGGACCACACCCCCGAUUCUGGACUGGACAAGCUGGUCUCCAGCCUGAAGGACCUGAGGCUCCGACUGGACUCCAGAACCAAAGUGUCGCCGUCCGAUUUCUCUGAGAGCAUGAAGCUGAGGGAGGAGACGCAUCACUUAGCCAACUACGUCCCCAGAAGCCCGGUGGACCACCUGUUCCCGGGGACCUGGUACCUGACCCGAGUGGACGACAAGCACCGCAGGGAGUACGCCCGCCGCCCGCUGGACGAUGAGCUGCCAGCCGAGCCGGACCUGGUCCGCUCCGGCGCCGCCUCUGAGCACGUCCCCAGUCCGCUCAAGAAGAUGCCUCGCAUCCCAGCAGCCCCGGCGGGCCCCGGGGCCCCCAGCAGCAACUGAGACCUCGCAUCCCCGAGACGGCGGCCGGACCCGACAUGUUGAAGAACCAGUACCGGCAGACGUCAGCGGACCCCAGCGGGUCGGCGGUUCUCCCCCAGCCGGGGCCCCUGCCUUCACCCCCCCCCCCCCCCCAUGCUUCUCAGUGAUUUCUUUGUUUUUUGUUUCCCGGCUCUGAAUGUGAGCAGAACCGCAGAGCAGGAACCGUCCCGCUGCCGUUCCUGACUCGGCCCGGUUAGAGACGUUGCCCUGGUAACGGGCGCCGAGGCCGCUGCUCUCUGAGGGACCUGGUUACUGGUUCUGUUUAGGUUUUACUGGGUCGGACUGGUCGGUCGGCGGCACAGAGGAACGUUUUCAGACUCCAUGGAAAGGCCAAGGUUCUACUAGACCCGAAAGAACCAGAGUCUGAUCGCUGCACAGAACCACGG